Messenger RNA from Phoenix dactylifera (date palm), 2308 nucleotides. RefSeq names its product NADP-dependent malic enzyme-like. Gene Ontology annotation, cellular component: chloroplast. Lineage: Eukaryota; Viridiplantae; Streptophyta; Magnoliopsida; Arecales; Arecaceae. Gene Ontology annotation, biological process: malate metabolic process; pyruvate metabolic process. Gene Ontology annotation, molecular function: malate dehydrogenase (decarboxylating) (NADP+) activity; NAD binding. The record is from RefSeq and is a predicted model, not a curated record.
UCUCUCCUCCUCUAUUCUCUCUCCACCCUUUUCUCUCUCGUUACGUUCUAAAUUCCUAGCGUCCUCCUCGGCGAUGCUCUCGCUGAACAGAGGCAGCUCUCUGCAUAGGAUUGUAUAAAUUUGUAAGUCUGGCGGGGUGGGUUUGUGGCGAGAUUUGUUUGUGCUAUCUCUUCGUUCGUUCUUUCCUCUCUUUGGAGAGCAGAAGUGCCGAAAGAACAACACCAGGUUGUUUGGUUCGCAGUUGAGAGGAGCGGCGGCGAGGACAGUGGUGGUGCGGUGUGGUAGCGGGAGGAGAGGAGAAGGGAAGGGGAGAGGGGUCGCGAUGGAGAGCACGCACGAGGAGGUGGAGGCGCUGAUGGACCCCAAGAACACCGUCGGCGGCGGGGUCGAGGACACCUACGGCGAAGAUCGGGCCACCGAGGACCAGCUUGUCACGCCCUGGACCGUCUCCGUCGCCAGUGGUUAUUGGUUGCUGAGGGAUCCACGCCACAACAAAGGGCUCGCUUUCACUGAAAAGGAGAGAGAUGCCCACUAUUUGCGAGGCCUCUUGCCUCCAGUGGUUGCGUCUCAAGAGCUUCAGGAAAAGAAGCUGAUGCACAAUCUUCGUCAGUAUAAAUUACCCCUGCAACGUUACAUGGCAAUGAUGGAUCUUCAGGAGAGAAAUGAAAGGCUUUUCUACAAGCUUCUGAUCGACAAUGUUGAGGAGUUGCUUCCUGUUGUAUACACACCGACAGUUGGUGAAGCUUGCCAGAAGUAUGGGAGCAUUUUCAGGCAUCCACAGGGUCUAUAUAUCAGCUUGAAAGAAAAGGGAAAAAUUCUGGAGGUGCUGAGGAACUGGCCUGAGAGGAGCAUUCAGGUUAUUGUGGUCACUGAUGGCGAGCGCAUUUUGGGGCUUGGUGAUCUUGGUUGUCAGGGCAUGGGAAUCCCUGUAGGCAAGCUUUCUUUAUAUACUGCCCUUGGAGGACUACGUCCGUCUGCUUGCUUACCAAUCACAAUUGAUGUGGGGACGAACAAUGAGCAAUUGCUGAAUGACGAAUUCUACAUUGGCCUAAGGCAAAGGCGAGCUACUGGACAAGAAUAUGCCGACCUUCUACAUGAAUUCAUGCGUGCAGUUAAGCAGAACUAUGGGGAGAAAAUCCUCAUUCAGUUUGAAGACUUUGCAAAUCAUAAUGCAUUUGACUUGCUUGCUAAGUACAGCAAGACUCAUCUUGUCUUUAAUGAUGACAUCCAGGGAACAGCAUCAGUAGUCCUUGCCGGAGUUGUUGCAGCAUUGAAGUUGGUUGGUGGAACCUUAGCAGAGCAUACUUAUUUGUUCCUUGGUGCUGGAGAGGCUGGUACUGGUAUUGCGGAGCUAAUUGCUCUUGAGAUGUCAAGACAGACCAAUGCUCCAAUCGAGGAGUGCCGUAAGAAGAUUUGGCUUGUGGAUUCUAAGGGAUUGAUAGUUAGCUCCCGGAAGGAGUCUCUUCAACACUUCAAGAAACCUUGGGCGCAUGAGCAUGAACCCAUUAAGAACCUCUUAGGCGCUGUUCAGGUUAUCAAGCCAACCAUCCUGAUAGGAACAUCUGGAGUGGGGAGAACUUUCACGAAAGAUGUAGUUGAAGCUAUGGCUUCCUUUAACGAGAAACCCAUUAUUCUUGCUCUAUCUAAUCCUACAUCCCAAUCUGAAUGCACUGCUGAGGAAGCAUACACUUGGAGUAAGGGUCGUGCAAUAUUUGCUAGUGGAAGUCCCUUUGAUCCUGUUGAAUAUGAGGGAAAAACUUUUGUGCCCGGCCAGGCAAACAAUGCAUACAUAUUCCCAGGAUUUGGCCUUGGUUUGGUGAUCUCUGGAGCCAUUCGUGUGCAUGAUGACUUGCUUCUUGCAGCCUCGGAAGCAUUAGCCCAACAGGUAACACAGGAAAAUUUUGAUAAAGGACUGAUCUAUCCUCCCUUCACAAAUAUAAGAAAGAUAUCUGCCAAAAUUGCUUCUAAUGUGGCUGCUAAAGCCUAUGAACUUGGUUUGGCUAGUCGUCUCCCUCGCCCGGAAAACCUGGUGAAGUAUGCAGAAAGCUGCAUGUACACGCCCCUCUACCGCAGUUACCGAUGAAUUGGCCGUCAAUUUUGUAAGUCAUACUUAGGUGUAAUAGUAUUUGAUUCUACAACUGGAUGUCAUUGUAGCAGUUGCUGUUUCAAAUGUUUUAGCCUCUUGGAUCACUGGGCUAUGGUUAAUAAUCUUUUGCAGUGCUGGUUUUGAACACAUGGAAGUGCCGUCACAUAUAUGGCAGUUUAUUCUUUUUUGUCAAUAAAGCCAACGUCUCACUACUUUUGAGUA